This is a messenger RNA of Xyrichtys novacula (pearly razorfish), 14381 nucleotides long. NCBI's taxonomy places the organism in Eukaryota, Metazoa, Chordata, Actinopteri, Labriformes, Labridae. The record is from the annotation of a GenBank genome assembly.
AUGAGUGUUUUCAACCAUCUGGCACCUUUGCUCCAAAAAGCAUCUGCAUCCAACAAAAAAGUGAAAGAGCACCCACCGGUCUGUUUGUCCCCUCCUCUCUCUCUGUCAUCUCCUGUCAUCAAAAAGAAACCCAUUCAGAUCCCAUCAUUCGACGAGAAAGGAGUCAUCUCUGAAACUCCGAAACAGAUACAAUCUGAAAGGUAAAUUAAAUCUAAACUUCUCUCCUAGCCUAGUUUCAUAAAACUCUGAGACUUUUGUUCUGUAUUCCUUUUAUUGUGUCCCUGUUUUUGCCCCAGAUUGUUUGUUCCUAUCUAUUCCUCCAAGACAUCCAGCCCAGCCUGUUGGAGCAGAUCUUGCCAUUAUUCACAAAGACACUACGGAGAUAGAGCUUCAACCCUUCCCAGGACUAAACCAAAAUCAUGUAACCCUCCAACUCUUCUUGCGAAGCCCAGCAUCUCCAUUUCUCCAGCACCAAAUUCCUCUCCCACUCUGGGGCCAAAGCCAAGAGAUUCCCGCCGUCCCCCAACCUCACAUCUGUGUGAUCCCUCUCCAUUACUGCACCAGCCUCCACCUAAACCAAGUGUGUCUCCAACUCUCAUUGUCCCGACACCUAGACUGAGUCCAUCUCCUUCUUCACUGUGUGGAGGAGGGAAGGGUUCAGAUAACCAAGGAGGAAGGCAACCCUCUCAUGUCGCUCAGGAGAGACGCGCCAGAUCUAUCGCCAUAUCAAAUCCUAAAGUUGAGCAUGUGUCUGGCAAACAGAGGUCUUCAAACGAGGCAAAGCAUGAGAUUCUUGACCAAGCAGCUUUACUGGACUUCACCCAUCCUGCUUUGAGGAGAACUUCUUCCAUGACAUGCAGAGAGUCACAAAGACAAACAGGAGUGUCCCACAACUCUCUCGUCAUGCAAGGAAAAGCCGGUUUGAGUAAGACAGAUCACAUCUCAGGUGAUAAACAAAAGCCUUUUUGUGGACACGAAAAUAUCAGUGCAAUGCCAAAACCAAAGUCAAGUAUCAGGCAACAGCAGGAGCUUCUGCAAAGUAGAGCGAUGGGUACAAAAGCAUCAAAUCUUAAGACGAAAUUUGGUGAAUUGCAGUCAGUGUUUAGUGAACGGGUCAGUCAGUCUGGCCUCAACAUUCACAGGAAACAUACAGACUUCACUAACAUUCACCCGAGAGGAUCUGGCUCCUGUGAGCGUUUCAGUGAGCGACUGUAUUCAGAGAGACAAGUGACUCCAGUAAUGUCAUUUCCCACAGAGCUUCUCUUCAAUCAGCCAGCUGUCUCACCAAAUAUUGAGAGCCGAAGAACACGAUUCUACUCAAACGACAAAACAAAAAUGAAUACUUUUCUAACAGGUUCUGAUUUCAAUAGACCUCAGGGGGGAAACAAAAAUCAAACAUCUACUGAAAAUGUAUCUGAACCACUAUCAGAAAGCUUCAAACCUCCUCUAAAACACAGCCCUUCAUCAUGUCAAACCACACAGACUGAUGUGAAAAGUGCAGUAACCCAGCCUGACUGUGUUUCAAAUGAUUAUCUGUCAAGAGCAAUCGAUCAGAAAACAGAGGCUUUGCCGGGUGCACACAGAUUAAAUCAACUAAAGAUGUGUCUGGUAGCUCCUCAGACACAGGAGGCCUCCAGACCAGCUCCUGAAUCCAAACCUGAUGCUACAUCCCAAAAAAAACACUCAGAUAACAAACUGUAUGAAAGCGAUAGUGAGGCGAACCUUUGCAACACAGGAGUGAAUCAAACUGAUACUUCUGAAUCAUCAGGCCAUCACGGAGCGCUUGAAAAUCUACCCGGCUAUCCCUCAGAGAAGUGCGAUGUGAGCUGGCUAUCCUCUGUUGCACAAUGCCCAUUCAAAACCAACAGUUUUGGCACCGAUUCAAAGGGUUUGUUAGACCACAAAGCAAUCCAGAGACCAGAAGAGACAUCAGCAACAACAGCUUCUCUUUCACAACAGCAACUGAAUGACUAUCCAGCGGGCAGAGUGUUUGUCAUGGAGGAAGCAGAGGACCCCUGCUAUGUCACGAUGUAUUACCCGGGCUCAGUGUACGUAGGUGAGUACAGAUAUAAUGAUAAGCCUUUAACCUGAUAACUCAAAAAAAAGCACACAUCCGACUUGUUUUUAGUCUAUGUUGGUUAAGAGCUGAAUACUUUCUCUCUGAAGGGGUGGGAACUCAAAUGAGGGGGUGGUCAAAGAGGAUAGCAGAGGGAUUUGAGGGACUGCUCCUUAUCAGCAGAGGAACAGACCUGUUGAAGAGAGACAUGACAGCGCUGGUUAGUGGGCUAUCACAGUGACGCCUCUAAGACAAACAAACACAACAACAACAAACAUGCAGGAAGGAAGUCGGAGGAGGGAUGAAAGCAGAGCAACGCUGAGAUAAAGUGUGAGUACCACCACUGUGGUUUCCUUCCUUUAAACUUAUGGUUGUUAGUCAGCAUUUUAAUUUGAAAUAUCACGGCAACACUUGGAAACUCUUUGUAGUUACUGUUUUGAAGACGUGAGAUCAAAGGUAAAGUUAGAAAACCUGACAAAUUAUGAAUAAGGGGUGUCCAUGCUUUGCUUUAGGAUUUGAGCUGAAUAAUGACGCAAGCUGUGGAAAGUUCAGUUGUUUCAAACCUUGUGAAUCUUUUAGUUAGGAGACAAUAAAAUUUCCCUCCCUUUGCUACAAGCUGAAUACUAUAGGUUCAUGUUGUUUUGGAUCAUGUGUUUUCACACUAAAGAUGACUGAGUGGUUUUUAGAUGCUCCCUUUAGGGGUACUGUCCUCUAUUUUAUCACAAAACAAACCAAGCUCCAUAGGUACACCUACCAGCUUUUUCUAUUGGCUUUUGGUUGUCAUUGGCUGGCAGAGUACGUGCUAUUGUUACGUCAUUGGAUUUGUUUUUAUUUUAUCUUGUUAUUUAACCUUUAUUUAACCAGGUAAGAACCCAUUGAGAUCGAGAUCUCAUUUACAAGAGUGACCUGGCCAAGAGGUCGGCAGCACACAUCACAAUAAUAGAUAAUAAUAAACAAGAAGAAAAUGACCUCCAGAAACAUAAUUAAAAACACAGGCACUGUUCCACGGUCUCCCAAAGUCUGUCAUGUAAGAUUGAAUGAAAUGCUUCCAGCGAAAUUAAUUCUGACAAUUUCAGGUCAGUCUGGAAAGUAUUCCAUUAUAUUUUCAAAAUAGUGAAAUGGUCACACAGGAUUCACUUGUCAAAUGAAUCCGAGUACAGUCUCCCAAGUCAGUGAUUAUACACUUUUCAUUUCACUUUCAUUUUUCAUUUAACGCUACACUUCAUAAUUUAAACUGACAGUCACUCAGCAUAUUCAGAUCUUUGCAAAAACUUGAAAGUCGAAUGUACAAGAUGUGGCACUUUGUUAAAACUGGAAUAAAAGUCAGUACGUUUAAAUUAGCUAAAAGAAGACCAACAAUAUUAAAUAGCUUUUACACGAUAGUAUUUAGUAACAACAACCGUAAGCAUAAUAUAUACUAAAUAAGGCAACUACCUUUCUUAUUGGAAAUUAAAACACUUUUAAUCGAGAUUUUACUCCAGAGACGAAGGAAUAAAUACUUUGGCAUUUGGGUAUUACUGUCUUGAUCAAGUCGAAUUCGAAUAGCUGUAUUUAAUCCAAUCAUGUGGGCUUACUUGUACUUAAAUUCAAUACCAAUAUUUAUCAAAAUUAAUUUCCCUCAAUAUCAAUAUAAAACAUGGUCAAUAUGUUUUUAGAUAGUCUGCAUUCUGACAUGUUUUGGUAGACUGUAAUAAUAGUAGGGCUGGGACGAUAUGCUUUUCUCCUUAUUCGAUUCUUCUACGAUUUUUUUGGAUGCCAAUUUGAUUUUAAUUGCGAUUUUUACGAUAUUGUCGGUUUUCUCGAUUUUUAGUCUGCAUUUUUAACACCAGUGAAACAGUUGAAUGAUUAUGAUUAUCUACUGACUAUUCCAGGAACCAUAUUUCCUAAAAAAAUUAAAUAAAAUACACAUCACAUGUGAGUCAGUUUUUAAGAUUUUUUCUAAAAUUUUGGGGGAAAAAAUUAAUUUUUGAACAUAAAAAUCAUUUUUAAAAAUUGUAAAACAAAAAAUCAUAAUACUUAAGUGAAUCUGUUUUUUCUACCACCCCUAAUGAAUAGCCAAUGAAAAGGGGAGUUUCUCCAGGUCCACUUCAUGCUGAACCAAUCAAGUAGCAAACAAUUCUGUAGUAGCAGGCUGCAGCUACACGCAACCAUAGCACUUUAAUAGCGCAACGCCUCAUGACAAAAUGUGGAAGAGACACAAAGACCUCACAGAUGCAGUAGUUAUUGUAUUGCAAAAGAUAUGCUACCAAUAAGCUCUGUUAAAUUUCAUUUUUUAUAUGGUGAUAUAUAUCAAUAUCAACUGAUAUGAAAACAUAUAUAUCAUGAUAAACUUUUCCCAUAUCGCCCAGCCCUACUGCAGGUUAUAUUUUUUUCCCUGCCAAAAAUGUAAGAAAGUAUAUAAGAUCUUCUAAUAAUAUAGCACAUUUCAGUACACUGUGAAAGUGAAACAUUAGAUUCACAUAAGCAGUCAGUCAUUUCAAUGGCAAGGGCAAGUCUCUUUUCUUUUAUUACACCAACUCUAGUUGAAGAUCUCAGUGCAUCUUCAACCACUGUAUUCAUUUACAAUUGGCAAACAGUUUUCAUUUUGAAAAUCUAUCUUUGCAUAUCAUUAGGUGACAACGUCCCCCUGAAUACUAGACUUUAACGCUGAGAGAAAAGACAACCAAAAAAGCAGUCCCUUCGAGGUAGUUACACUGCGCAAGCGCACUGCAUCUCCCCACACCCUCUCCUCUUGUCGCCUUAGCAACGGUAAAGGGGGGCUCACGGCCAGAGGGAAGGAGAGAAGAGGUACCUCAUCACAUGACCGCUCCUCAUCUUUUUAUCUCAGUGUAUGGGCAUACAUCGUUUGUUCUUGGACUUUGAGUGACUCUAGACCAGUGUACGGAAAAGAAACUGAGCCCUCCUUUGAUUUGCAGUCCGGUUAAACGGUUAUCGGUAAGUGUGACACACCACAUCCGCGCCGCUGAGCCGACCAUUAGCCGUUAGACCAAAGGCUAACAGCUAACACGGUGCUGCCGUUAGCCGUUAAUAUGGUUUUAUUCAGCGUGUUUGAGACAAUAGGGUCGACCUGCUGUGAUGGAGCCACCAUUGGGUCCAGUAUUGAUGAAGAAACAAUUUGGUUUGCUUAAAUAUGGAGCCAUAUUGUGCCACACUUUAACGUGAAUCUUUGGGGAAACACAGAAAUAACGUUUUUGGGUUUUUUUCAAAGCGAAGAAAACAGGUCGUAGUUCUCCUGCCAGGACAGCAUCGUAAACCAGAGAGGUCCCAAAGUGUGAUUUUUGCUGCAUGUAAUGAUGCUGAAUAAUGUGGAUGUGUGAGUGUAUGAGUGAAAGAGGAGCAGAAGGGCAGAGAAAGCGGGCGAGCAGGGCUUCAUGAAUCCUGAGUGUAGUGAAUCAAAGUGACAGCCUCUGCCUCGGUGACCUGUAUGAUCUGUGUCUGAGACUCAGAGCAAGGCAGCAGGCUGCUUCAUGUGUACUCCCUGCAGGGCUGAGCUUUUCUACAUCUUGGCUCAACCUCAUGUCUGCUACUCUUACCAUCUGCCUGCACUGUUUGUUUCACUGAAAAGCGCAGAUCACAGAACAGAUGCUCUUAUUACCUUUGCUUAGGAUGUUCAAAGACUGUAUUACUGAGGGAUGUCGUGUCUAUUUUAUUGGAUAUGUUACCAACUCUAAAAGUUUCACUGGAGUAAGGUAAUACUUUGUCACAACUAGCUCCCCAAAUAAAACUAGACAGUUACCAAGCAACGCAUACAUUCUGUGUUUGUGGUCAAACAGAUGGGUGCCAGAACAUUUUUUUUUGUAGUGUGUUUUAAUCUAUCAUCAAACAAGAUUGGGCACAUUCAGGAUGAGAUGGCUGUAAUCUGUCAUGCAACUGGUGAAAUUAAAGUCUGCUGUUUGAUUCAAAGGCACCAGAGAGACAAAUCAAGACAUACACUAUCUGCUGUAAUGUCAGUUUACUGUAUCAAGGAUACCUGGCUUUAGAUCAGUGAUACAGUAAAAGGUUUGAGUGCUGUUGUACUCUCUGUCAGCACUUAUACGAUUAGAUUACUUGGUCGGAAACAACUGUUGUAUACACUGAUGGGUCAAUGACGUGACGCCUAAAUAUUCUGUCCGGCUGUAUUUUUUUAAAAUGGAAAAGGUUUAAAUGCACAAAAAUAUACUUUCUAUAUGUAGUAUCUCUCUCAUAUAUGUUGUCACUUCACCUUUUCAAAAAUCAGGUCUUAUUUGUAAUUUUUCUGAACUUCAAAGUGUCAAAAUAUCAUGUGGUGCGACCAAUAAUAACAUUAAUUGUAUGAAAUACAAACUAAAAUAUCUAAUUUCUGUAACUGAAACAUUAAUCCCUGGUACAAUAUGCUUAAGUGACAGGUAGUUUUAAAACAUUUUUAUUAGUAUUAUGCAGUUUAAAGAAAAUAUUAGUCAGUUAACUACAUUUAAUUUAGCGACUGGGACAUUAUAGAGCUAAAAUGUGAGAUCAUUAUUUACAAAAACUCAAAUGAAAUGCAAACACUUGGUUUCUAUCUACUUGAUAUUACCAACAAUUUGUAAAAAACUAUUAAGUAUGUUGAAAAAAUGUAAUAAUUUUGAGAUAAUUUAUGGUCGCACCACAUGACAUUUUUUAAGGCCACAGCCAAUUCAUCUAUAUGAAAAAGUACUAAAAAUUGUGUAAUUUAAAAAUUUAACAUUAAUUUUAGUAUAAACAACAUCCUUAGUGUUUCCUUUUGCAAAAUAUAUUCCCAUUUUUGCUGUAUUAAAAUUGGCAUGUUUAAAAACCUUAUACGUCAUUGACCCUGAUAUAUGAAUAACAUAAUCAAUGCUAAGUGUUUCGGACUCCAAUGACAUGUUGUUGUAGCAUGACUAUCAUUUUCUCUGUCCUGAAUAACAAGCCCACCCCUGACCUUUGAGGGUAGAAUUCGAGGACAACCCAACUAAUCAGUAUGCUGAAUUGUAUAAUGAUUUCUGGUGUCUGUGUAUCUUAUAACAAAUUUAACAGCCCCAGAAAUCCUGCCUCUUUAUUUCAAAGUCAGAUAUGUUAAAACAAGAAUUGUGCAAAAAGUAAAAGUUUGGUGAACCAUCCCACUCAGAUGACUCUGACAAAAAUAUGAAACAGGGAAGAUCUCUACUGGCCUACUUUCUAGUCAUUUGGCAGUAACAUGUGUUAAUAAAAAUGUUACUUUUUAUCCUCUGUUUCUUCUCUAGACAUGUCAGACGUAGUUCCCCCAGAAGUGAGACCAAAACCAGCUGUCCCUGCCAAGCCCCCAAAUGUGGGGGCUCCUUCCCCGUCAAGCCCUUUCCCACCCCAGGGCCCUGGCAUUGGAGGAGCUGCUCCCCCUCCUCCGAGUGCUAUUCCAGUGCCCAUUGGGAGUCAUGGCCCCAGGGAGGUUAGCACUCACAGUGUGGGUCAUGGUGUGGGUCAUGGUGUAGGCCAUGGGGCCAGCCAUGGGGGAGCUCACACUGCAGCACUCAAUGGAGGCCAUGCCCAUGUGGGCUCCCACAGCUCCAGUGGGGGAUCAACAUUGCUGGGUUAUAUUGGCAUUGACACGAUCAUUGAGCAGAUGAGGAAGAAGACCAUGAAGACCGGCUUUGACUUUAAUAUCAUGGUUGUUGGUAAGCAACAAAUUAUACAUUCAUCCUCAGUUUUAAGACUCUUUUGAUUUUUGGCAAAAGCAAAGCAAAUCCACCUUUUCAGCGCAGUUUUUCCUCUCCUUCUUUUCUCAGGUCAUAGUGGUCUUGGAAAGUCAACUCUGGUGAACAGCCUCUUCAAGUCCCAGGUGAGCAGGAAGAGUGCAGGGUGGGCCCGUGAUGAGAAGAUCCCCAAAACUGUGGAGAUUAAAGCAGUGUCUCAUGGUGAGUGCAGUGACAGAGCCGCUGUUCUUUCUUUGGAGCCAGACAUUUAUAGCAGCAUUUAAUUUGAUAGAGAAGAUGAGCUAUCUUUGACCAUCCUCAAAGAAAUCCUACUGAGACUUGUUAAAUAAUCUGUGUCAUAUUAUCUGCAGCUUGGAAGCUCCUUUGUGCUAAUUCAUUGCAAUUGAAUUAUAGAACUUUUCGACAACGUAUAUCCUUUCUGUGUAAAAGUCUUAAACCAUUCAUCAACAUUGACUCUGUCUUUGCUGUUAGCUGUGUUGGUUAACUAAAGAAAAAUCCUUUUUCCUAAAUUUUAUUCUGAAAGGAGACCUACUUUAUAAUACACUGUAAAUUUUCUUUGAAACUCAGACUUCACAAGUAUCAGUGAAGUUUAUCAACUCUGUCUGAGUCUUCUGCAGUCAUCUUUUGCAGUAUUAUUGUGACAGUUUAAAUUCAAAUCCUAUUCUCUCAAAAUGCCCCGUCUCCCUGGUACAAAGACAGUUUGGUUUUAAUGGAGUGAGUCUUUAAUAAUAACCGAAUAUUAAGAAAAAUCAUUAUGGUUACGAGCAAAGAAAAAAGUAACAAGUAAUAACAGACUGCCAUUCAGAUUAUGUUUACCAGCGCUUGGUCCAGAUGACAGAUGUGAUGUCACACUAAAAACACCCUGCCUGUGGACACACAGGCUGCCAACAGCUGUAGUCUGUAGGGCCAAAAACAUCAAUUAAGAGAGGGUGUUAGAAAUUUUGUGAUGCAACCUCAAUAUAAAAACACACUGAAAAUACAGAUGACAUUACCACACAACACAACACAGCCAAAAUUAACACAAUUAAAUACUAUGACACAACCACGAACUGCAUCAUCAUUAAAGACCACUACACCUUCAAUUACCUCCAAACAACAAAUCACUACAACAUAAUACAAAUAAUAUAGAACUCUAGAACAAAAACAGUUUCUGCAAACUCAAAUCACAGCGUUUCUUUUUACCACAACACAGCCAAUAAUCACAACCUGACCAAAUACUGCAGCACAGCCAGGAACCAUAACACCGCCAAAUGCUACCACACAUGUUAGUACCACAGCAGUACCUGAUUCUGUGAAUCUACAAACAAAAAUGAGAAUAUCCCUUUUCACUAGGGCUGGGCGAUAAAUCAAUAUCACGAAUCACUUUAUAUUGAGCUAUUCACCUCAAUAACGAUAAAUGGACGAUAACUACUCCACAAGCUGCUCACCCCCUCCCACAUUAACUUCGUCUACUUCAGCCGCUACAACUUUUGAACCGUCCUCCAUCUCCUCACCUGUCUUUCCCUCUUUUUUACGGACUGGAUGGGGUGGAGUCACGUCUCCCAUGUAGGACAACGUCUUAAAGGGACAUGAGACCAUAGCCUACCUGCACACAUCCAAAAACAACUUUUGUGUAUUUAUUUUUUUGGCACAGAAUAUAUUGAUAUGGGCAAAAUGACGUCGGUUAUUGUCGUAAAUUUCUGUAUCGGUAAAUUUUCGGUUUAUCGCCCAGCCCUACUUAUCACCAUAGCACAACCAAAAUACCACAACUAGACCAUUAAAAAUGACAACGCUGAAACACUUGCCUGCGAGAUGUGUUUAUGGUUUGCAGUGGAAGUGAAGUGAAGUUUGACAUACAACCACAUCUGUGUGUUUUAUUUGUCUGAGCUUUAUGGUGAGCUUCAGCGUUACAUAACAGAUGACUUAUUCAACUCUUCAUAUCAGCAGUAAUGUGCAGGGUUUCAUUGUGCCCAGUCAUCCAUGCUGACGGUCAGUAAUGAGCAGCCUCACCGUAUUUCUGAGACUCUUCCAUGACUAAACCGCACAAAAGUCUGCCUCAUCAUCUUGUCGAGAUUAUUCUUGGUUUAUGGAUGCCCACUACUUAAGUGCGGAUUUUCCCCUAAGAUAGACGUUUUUUUUUCAAUCUGACAGACUGUUGCCCACAGCUUUGAUGGUAUUUGCAUGCUUUAAAGGGGAUUCUUUUUGUUUUCAUUUGACAUACAUUUGAUAGACUGAGCUUGUAAAAUGUAAAAUCUUAAACAGUCAACAAGCUGUGUAAUUUCCCUGGAAACAGUGUCCACCCUUUCAGAGUGCAUGCUCAUAUUAUUCCAGCUAGUCUUUAUUUGCCUUUUGGAUUUAUUUCAUUCAGAUGCUUAGAAUAAGCCGCACAGUCUUUUCAGUUUGUAGCAAAAGCUCCAAGUUCCUUAAAUCAAGGGCAAGUUUCAUUAAGAGAUAAGAGAGGAUUGAGGUUUCCUUAUUUUUCCAGAGCAGUACUCUCUGGGCCGUUGCAUAAUAGCAAAUACCUCAUUUGAAGCCUAAAAGAUUUGGAACUGUUCUACCAAACAAUCUCAAUUGACUCAGUUUGUGGUUUUCCCACAGUGCUAUUAGGGAAGAAAUCCAGAUCGUUCUCCUCUUCACUGAGCUCCUCAAACAAAAAAAAGAAGAUGCACACACUUCUGCUGAAAGAAUGAACACUGUGCAGCCCUGAUCUGUAGUUAAAAUAACGCUUGAUUAGCAAGGACACAGAAAAUUAUCUGAUUAAAAGCUGUCUUAUGUGGCUCAUUAAAAUAUCUGACUUAGGCACCCAUCCCCCAGUGUUAGUAUCAAAUCAGUUUCUGCGGCAGGCAGCUCUCUGGUGUGUUGGGCACUCUUCCUUGUGGAGCUUACAGGCUCAUUUUGACAUUUGGAAAUGAACGAAAGACUGAAAUUGUGUAUGUCCUCGGGGAUUUAACAGAACCAGGGAAACAAACUCUUGGAUAGAGCUCAGUCUAAGUUGCCACACCACAGUUGUAAAUGAAGAUUUCAAAUACUGUCUGUAUCAAAUAUGGACCAGUUGCACAAUGCAUGGUAAAGAGGUAUUUAAUCAGAUCCUUUUAGGGUGGGACAAGAUUUAAAUACUUACAUACCUACAUUUAUUAACUACAGACUAGAGUCAUAAACAAACAAACUGACAUGAAAUAAUAAAAAGUCUUUAAAAAGGAGAUGUAUUUAUUUGUUUAUCAAUGAUAUAGAUUUAAAAAGCAGAUUUUGAUCUGCUUUCUUGCAGGUUGAGUGAAAAAAGCAUACUGACAUUAUCACUAUGUAACCUAACACUUCUUUUAAAGGCUGUGUUUGACAAGGUGAACCAGACUUCUGUAGGAAUAUUUCGUGUCCAAAUUGAUUAUAAUUCUCUUUCACAAUUUACAGUCAAACAUUUACUAGCUUAUUUGUUAACAUUUAAUUGAACGUUUCCAUCAAAGGUUAGCCAAGGUGAAUGAGUGAUUCGCAAGAAUUGAAAUAAUGACUUUUGUCCUCCUUCAGCUCUUCUUCUUCAUGAGGCCUUUUAGUUGACAGACCUUUAAAAAUAAAUGAGGCGAACACUGUUACUAUCAUCGCUAUAACUCAUGGGUGCAGCUACCAGUGACUUCAGCUCUGUUUCUGUUUCUUGGAUUGCAGGCUAAGAUCUAAUAUUAAAACAAACAUGUUGCUCAGCCUGGUAAUUUAAAGAUGCUAACAGAAACAUAAAGGUUUUGCUCAGUGCAGUGUCAUCGACUUGCUUUACAGCAGGUUGAUUCCGUGUGAUGUGUGUGAAUUAUUAGUCCUAAUUCUGCAUUUGAGUUACCUCAGAAGUCAGAUGUUCGAGCUGGGAAUGACGUCACAACCGAGUUACUAACGUUUCAGUUACCAAGUCGGAAAAAAGCAAAAUCAGAGGCAGAAACAAGAUGGCUACAUCUACAAAAUUUAUUUUAGCGCUUGUUAUUUUAGUUAUUUUAAGUUAUUUUAGUGCUUGUUAUGUUAGUUAUUUUAAGUUAUUUGAGCAUCCCCUUUUGUAGAUGUAGCCAUCUUGUUUCCAUCUCCAAUUUUGCUUUUUUCCGACUUGGUAACUGAAACGCUGGUAACUCGGGUGUGACGUCAUUCCCAGCUCAGACAUCUGACUUCCGAGGUAACUUGAACGCAACAUAAGUAUUGAUCUAGCUAUCAGAAUCAGUUGCCAUUGGUGAGGGCUUGUCCAGAGGAUUUGACCAAUCAGGAACAAGUAUUUAACACAGCCUGAUGAGUAUCUAAGAAUGAUAGUUUUCUUUUUGCGUGAUUUUUUACAGUCCUUGAGGAGGGCGGUGUUAAGAUGAAACUGACAGUUGUGGACACCCCAGGGUUUGGGGACCAAAUCAAUAAUGACAACUGGUAGGUUUUUCUUCUCUAGUAUCAUCAAAUCUUCAUAACUCACCUUUACUUGAAGUCCAGGCAUGCGUUCAUGAGCCUCAAGCUCAUUUUUAAGUAACCCUUUUCUCUGUAUCAACAGCUGGGAGCCCAUUUCAAAGUUCAUCAAUGAGCAGUAUGAGAAGUUCCUAAAGGAGGAGGUCAAUAUCACCAGAAAAAAGCGCAUCCCUGACACCAGGGUGCACUGCUGUCUGUAUUUCAUCUCCCCGACUGGACAUUCGUAAGUUGAACUGGAUAAAAGACACACACACGGGGUUCAUAUCCUUUUGACUAAAGCAGUUCAUCUUAGAAAAGCAACGUCCUAAUACAAAUGUGCUACUUGAUAUUACAGACAACACACGCUCUCCCACUUCUCUGAACACCUCACAAUUAGCUACUGCUGAAAACUGUGAAAUUGUUCUUUAAUUAAGGAAAGAAUACAGUCUUUCAUGUUUUACAGCCAGUGUAUCACGUCCUUUUUAAACCAAGGUAAUUGAGACUGACAGGAUGUUUUGUGUGCAAACAAACAAGAACUGGGACUCAGCCUUUGUUACUAAUGAGCUUAUUUUUCAGUCGCCUUCACACUGUAAAUCUUUUGUAAUUGUUACAACACUCAGUGCAGGAAAAGUACUGUGACAUGAAACAUAACAAACAAAACCUCUGCCCCCUUUUGCACUUCAUUAUCCCGAUCAUCUUUUCACUGUUUCAUACAAGCCCCCUGGGAGAAACCAGGCACCUAAAUCUACCUGCUUACACACUUCUCAUCUGUGUGCUGUCUUCUAGCUGUUUCUCUGUCUGUGUGUUUGUGCCAGUCUCCGACAGCUGGAUAUCGAGUUCAUGAAGCGCUUGAGUCACUCAGUCAACAUUAUUCCUGUCAUAGCCAAGGCAGACACUAUGACCAUUGAGGAGAGACAGGAGUUUAAGCAGCGGGUAGGUUUUAACAUGAUCCCAACUUAACUGAUAAUUAGCCAGGUCCACUUAUCAGUGUUAGUGCUUAUCUGUAGGUUAAAUGUGUCAGUGUGUCAAAGAUGUGUCUUCAUUUGUGUUUUGUAGGUAAGGAAGGAGCUGGAGACGAGCGGGAUUGAGUUUUACCCGCAGAAAGAGUUCGAUGAGGACAUGGAAGACAAGAGUGACAAUGACAAGAUUAGAGUGAGUGCUUCUGGUCUUUUUUUUUAAAUCACAUUUGCCCAAUUAUUCACCUCCUCCUUUAAAACACGAGUCCGCCCCACCCAUUUCCCCCUCUCACCUAGACACUGUCUCUCCCACAGUCAUGCAUCAUUUCCCCCAGACUGAAUGUCAAGGCACUGGGGCAUGUUGUGUCUUUGCUCAAUCAUGUAGACGUAUGACUCUGUGCUGUACGCUGAUUACCCUGUGUUUACAUAUGUCUCUAUCCGUAGGAGGCCAUGCCCUUUGCUGUGGUGGGCAGUGACAAAGAAUAUCAAGUGAACAACAAACGAGUUCUUGGGAGGAAGACACCGUGGGGAAUCAUCGAGGGUGUGUUCAUUAGUCUUUCAUUUAUUUCAUCAAUCCAGUUCAAUGUCACUUCGCUGCAGAAUUCAUUUUGAUGGUCCUCGCUGAAAGACUUGAUGAAUCAAAUGUAAUAUUGCCUGAUUUUGUGAUUGCAGUUGAAAACCCCAACCACUGCGAGUUUGCUCAGAUGAGGGAUUUCCUGAUAAGGUAAAGAAAAUUCAACUCGAUCAUUUUAGGUCCAAACUGUUUAAUAAACACAAAUUAAAGACACAACUACAUACAAUAUAAUGAGAAAUUGUGGGAAACUAUCUAUUUUUCUAUAUUGUUUUACUUAUUCUUCAAUCUUUAUCAUUAUUGAUCGAUAUGCAAAUCAUAAUUGAAGUGUAGGAACAACUGGGCAGAACUCUGCUGGUUAUUGUUCUUAUAUAUCGAGUCAUUAUUUAAUUUUAAAACACUGGUAAACAUUGAGAAAACUUUUAUUUUCAUCUCCAAAAUGAAGAUACCACAGAAUGCUAAAAAAAACAUUAGCAUUACAUUUGAGAGGCAGAGACCAGUUCAGUUUGUAUAGCAUCUAUCAUACCAAUUUCCUUCUUGGAUCCAGUGCUACUUUUUGAUUUACUUAGAUUUUUGCACUGUAUUAGACCAUUUCAUUUUCAAGGUACAUGACCUGUAAUGUAUCCCCUUUUUGUUCUGGUAUCUUUGUGUUCCUCAGGUCUCACCUCCAGGAUCUGAAGGAGGUCACUCACAAUAUUCAUUACGAAACCUAUCGUGCCAAAAGACUGAACGAAAACGGUGGUCUGCACCCCAUCGCCAAUGACACGCAGGAAAGUAACCUGUAG